This is a messenger RNA of Carcharodon carcharias (great white shark), 6064 nucleotides long. RefSeq names its product protein FAM126B-like. Bases 348 to 2171 code for a protein of 607 amino acids. Gene Ontology annotation, cellular component: plasma membrane. The record is from RefSeq and is a predicted model, not a curated record. NCBI's taxonomy places the organism in Eukaryota, Metazoa, Chordata, Chondrichthyes, Lamniformes, Lamnidae. The transcript has 13 exons. Gene Ontology annotation, biological process: protein localization to plasma membrane; phosphatidylinositol phosphate biosynthetic process.
UGGUUGGCCCCGGCGCCGCCUCCUGGCUGUUAUUGAGCGGAAGGGGGGAAUGAAGCCUGGAGGCCGGAGCGGGGCUUCACGCCGGGCCUGAGGACUCAGGCCCACAACCGCCCCGCCCCGUCCCAACCCUGCACAACGGAGCAGCCCCGAGGGCCGCGGCGGCAGCCACAGGAUCAUUCUGAUGAAUCUGCACUGUGCCGCCUCCAAGGUUGGUUGACCCUUCCUGAGGUGCGGUGCCCCAGAACUGAGCGCAUUUACUCCAUCUGGGGUCUGACCGGAGUUUCAUAAUUGGAACACAACUUGCACCCUUUUUGAGGUGAAGGUACCUCAGACGGAGCUGUGGGAAAAUGCUGGACUCCGACAUAGGAGUGGUGGAGGAUUGGCUCUCCCAGUUCAAGACUUUACCUGAAAAUCAGAUAUCCUGUUAUGCAGCGACCCUUCACCAGAAGACAAGUAUAGUCCCGGCCCUCUACAAAGUCAUCCAGGACCCCAGCAAUGAGUUACUGGAACCUGUCUGUCACCAGCUGUUUGAAUUGUACCGCAGCUCGGAGGUGAGGUUGAAGAGGUUCACACUGCAGUUUCUGCCCGAGUUGAUCUGGGGAUAUCUGUGCAUCACGGCAAGCAGAGAGAGACAGAGCAAUGGCUGCAUUGAAGCCCUGCUCCUGGGGAUCUACAAUCUGGAAAUAGUCGAUAGAGACGGAAACAACAAGGUGCUGUCUUUCACAAUCCCGUCACUGUCCAAGCCGUCAGUUUAUCAUGAGCCUUCAAGUAUUGGCUCCAUGGCCCUGACAGAAGGGGCACUCAGCCAGCAUGAUCUAAUCCGGGUGGUGUACAGUGACCUGCACCCUCAGAGAGAAAACUUCACAGCACAGAACAGGUUUGAAGUGCUGAGUUUCCUCAUGUUGUGCUAUAAUUCUGCAGUGGUCUCCAUGCCCAAUUCUUCCUACCGCUCCCUGUGUAGUGUGUGUUCGAGGUUGUGUAUUACUGGGUUCCCCCGACAGAGGCAGAAGGUGUGGAGUGAAACUUGCGGCCGGGUCAUGCUGGACCCCGAGUUUAUGGUUCAGCUGUUGACGGGUGUCUACCAUACAAUAUACAAUGGAGAGUGGGAGCUGGGUCAAGAGGCACUGGAAGACCUCAUGUACCGGGCACAGUUGGAGCUGUACUCUCAGCCGCUGCUGAUUGCUAAUGCGAUGAAGGGCUCACUGCCCUUUGACGCUCCCGAUGUUUCGAAGAUGGGUCGGACGUGUCUACAGGUGGAGGUGACGCCAACUAUACCCAGGAUAUCCCGAACCGCCAUCACCACUGCCUCUAUACGAAGGCACCGCUGGAAGAGAGAAGAUUGUAUAGACCUCACGGUUGACGUGGAGUCAAGCGAUCUCACCUCCCUAAUCCGUGACUCGUCUGGAUUGGCCAGGGAGCGUGAGUGGAAUGGGUCGGGCACACGAGUACCUCCCUGGCUCAGUCAGCAGGAGGUGGCAUCAUUAGCAACAUCGGGUAGGCCUGAGACGAGGAGGCGGCGAUCAGUGAGAAUGCUGGAAGGCAGCCAUGGCUGUGUGUUCCCCAAGCACGGCUGCUACCCACCCCAGUGGCUGCACCUGCUACCACAGGAUCGACACGCUGCUGCUGGGGGAGAGGAGGCCGUCCAGUUGACUGAUGCCGAUGAGGGAUUCUCCUCGGGGGCCUCCAGCAUCAGCCAGCCUAGCGGGUCAAAGAGCAGCAGCCUGAAAAAGGGCCCCAGCAGCCUGACGGGCAGAGAUAAGGACCAGGCAGCGCUGCCCAAGGCCGACGGGGCGGCCGAGUGCAGCCGGGACACGGGCGGUCGCAAGCUGGCACCCACCCGCUCUGCCGCCGACGCCCCGGAGCUGACUCCGGUGAAGAAACACCUACUGAUUGCCGGCGGCCAGCCUGUGCCCGCUGCAGCGGCGGUCAGCCUCGUGCGGACGGCCAGCACUUCCUCCGCCAGGUCCUUUGAUCGGAUCAACGGGAGCCAGGCCUCGGACGGGUGCUCCAACCUGGUGCAGGGUAACGCCAACCGCUUCUCCACCAUCAGCCUCCAGGAGGAGCGGCUGGGCCGGGACGGGGAAGCCGUGGACCUGCUCUCCCCGGGGGCUCCUCUGACCAAGCAGUCUCGGUCGCCCAGCUUUAACAUGCAGCUCAUUUCACAGGUGUAGGCAGCCACUGCCUCUCCUUUGCUGUUGGCUGCCGUUUGGGUACACCUCCCCUUCCCCACCCCCCUCACCCCCUUUUUUUAAACUCCAUUCUCUCCUGGGAGGACUUCCUCCUUUAUCUCCCCUCCACCCCCCCCAAGCCAACAACCUCUCCAAUCUCAGCCCUCUUUAAUUCCAACUGAUAAUUACGGUGAGGUAAAAGGAAUUAUUUUGUACUGGGAGAGCAAUAAAGGGAGGCUGUAGGCGGCGACAGGCUGCGCAGACUCGCAUCUUGCCACGCGGGUCCACCUGUCCACCCCCCCCACACAGUCCGUUCCCUCCCUCAUACUUGGGUGAAGUGCAAUCCAUUUUGACGUAUGUCCUGACUUGAGGAGACCUGGUUCAAUCAGACCUUCUGUCUCAGGAGAUCCUCCAACAUUCCUAGCCGACCCUCGACCACCCCUCCCCUUCCCACUCGCCUAACACUGUUCCUACCCCCACCACCACCACCAGUCUGGCCCUGACUACCUCCUACCCACCCCUGCCCCCUCCCCGCCCAUCUCUUCAGAACCUAUUCCGCUGCCUUCAGAAAGGUCCAAACCUUCUUACGCUCACGGUUGUUGGAAUAUGUUUAUUAAGAGGAAGAAAAGAGGGGGAAGUGCCCCUCACCAAAGAGAGAUUAUUUUUCCACGAGCAGGGAGCGUCUCGAAAGUGACGCUGACAAAACGGAGCAGGGAGCAUCUCUAAAAGAGUGCCGCACAACACAGCAGGGAGUGUCCCUCAACGGGGGGGAGCCGCUGAUAAACGGAGCAGGGAACGUUUCUAAAGAAGCACUGGAAACAUAGGGAAUGUCUCUAAAGGAGCACUGAAACUCAGCGAGCCUCUCUGAAGGAGCACUAAGAAACCGUGUUUAUAAAGCUGUUAGAACUAUUCAAUGAGCAUGGAGUGUCUAUAAAGCACUGUCAGUGCUCAGUGUGUAUACUGCAGCGAUUUCAGACCCCCUCUACACUCAUCUCCUUAUCCUUUGAGAAAAGCUCUUCUUUGUGUUUGCUAAGCUUUCUCCUUGUGAUGUGAAUGGUGGGUAUUGCAUUGGAGUAGUUAUCUACCUGCAGCUCAGAGAUAAGACUAACUUAAACCCUACAAAUGGUGGCAGUGUCGAAGAGGCUUCACCCUCCCAGGUAGCUGUUCAGUGUGGCCAAUGGUUCAGGUUCCUCUGUGCCACGUGAUGGAUUGGGAUAAUGUUCCUAUUGGCUGAGAAUGGCUCAUUCUCCACCCUCAAACACCCUGUGAAAUGACAUAGUCAUAAAAGAUCAUCUGUGCAUUAGAGCUGGGAAUUGUUGAGUGGGGAUUUUCCGUGAUGAUCUGGGGUUGGGGACACACAUUCAGCACUCAAAACAGCAACAAAAACUUCCAUUUGCUUUUAUUCUGCCUCUCUUUUUGUUCUGAUUUCUCCCACAAUACAGAGAGUUGUACUGUGGCCUCAGGCAUCCUGGGGCUCGGGCGUCUUAGCAGCUCAGGAACCAUGGCCGUGGGCAUUCUCUAGUAGCCUCUUGUUGCCUGUGGACCUGGACACUGAAUUGAUGGGGCUGUGUGACUAUGGAAGCCAUCAGGGCCCAGCAUUUACAUUCUCUUCCAGCACUGGUUACUGGUCUUGUUCCUAACCUGACCCAGGAUGUGUCUGUCUGUGUAGACGUGUCUCUGCCUGUUUUUGUCUGAGUGCACACAUAUGUAAGUUUGUAUGUGCAGGUGUCUCUGUCUAUAUCUACCUGAUUUUGUGUCUGUACAUAUAGGUCACUUGCUGGUGGACAGUUGCUGACACACAGUUUUCUCUCUCGCACACACGUACACACACAAGUAUAUAUACACACACACUCUCUUUCCCCAGGGUGUCUGCGUGGUGAUGAGGGAGCUGGCUGAAAACUCUUGUCUGUGUUCAGCACAGGUCAGUCAAUGCUGAAUUAACUUGGGCCCCUCACUAUAGGUUUGGAGCUGAUUAUUACAGAGAUUCUGAUGGUGGUCUUACUGUGCCAGGGUCUUUAGUCUUUCUGGCUGUCUAGGCAGUGCUCAGUAUUGUGUAUAAACCAUUCCACUACCUUGUACCUGUUUCAUUAUAAAAAAAACCUAUGGUGCCAGCCUCGUCCCAUUGAGGAGCUUUCCCUUGAAUCUAACCCAGCAGUACCCCUGGAGUGGGGCUAGUUUGGAUUGGAACGUUCCUAGGGUCCACGUUCUGUCCGAUUUGCAUUUCCUGUGGAUGUGAAGCUGGGCAUGGGUCCAUAACAUGGCAGAGAACAUUUCAAAGCUGAAAAGGCAACUUUCUCACACCAGCAUCAAGGGCCCAGUCAAUCGAUAAUGGGCCACUAUAAGGAUCUGAUUCUUGUAUAAAACCCUGGGGGCCAGAAACAUGGGCCUGGCUCACGUUGCUAUGUUCAGUCUGACCAAUCACUGAGGGCUACCGGUGUCCAAGAUUCCAGUGCUGGCAGAGAGUUCAUUGGUUUCUGUCUCCCACCGCCCCCAAAAUAUCUCUCGUAAAUUCAGAUCGGGCACGCAAACUGCACCAGCUUCCAGCCUCAGCAGCAAUUUGACUCAGGCACCGGUUAGUCAGGGAACGGCAUUCCCUCCUGGGGGUCUCUCUCUCGUCUCAGGACCUGUGCUCUGCCUUCCCCAUAAGGGAAUGUUUGGGAUCCUUGGGACUUCACUGCCUCUCGCACGGAGAACACUGACAGGCGAGGAAAGCUUCCCCGGACCAGCUGGGGGAACGGCUUUGUCUUUGGAGACCGACAGUGAGGGAAACACAAACAACUUGCCAGGCAGUGGGUGGCACUUGUCGGCUCUGCUGAUCUUUAAACUUGGGUUGGGUUAGAUUAGGCUGCAGUCUCACCGUCAAAGGCACUGGGAUCAUUUUCUUGAUGAAUGUAGUUUAGCUGAUAUUGAGGUAUAAAUUCAAGUGAUUUUUUUUUUUGUUGCACAUUUUGAUUUUACAUUCCAUCAUGGGCUGGCUGCAUGCUCCCAACUGUCCUCUUCCACUGUCAUCAUAUUUCACCAGUGACCACAGCGUGACCUGGUUGCCCUAAGUGAAGUUGCAGGGGAUUCUGAAGCCUCCUGCUCCUCUCCGAUCCAGCAACACGGAGCAGGCUGAAUUUUGGGCUAACUUGGACCACUUUUCCCUUUUAACAGUGUGCCCAGCUAUCUCCCCCCCCUCCAUCCCCACCUCUAAUGCCGCAAAAGCGGGGAGAGCUGUGGUUCAUCAUUGUGUGUGGAAAUUUAGAAACUGCUCUGCGUGUGUGCCCGUGUGUGUUUGGUCCUCAGUCUUGGUGCUUGUGAACAAUAAAUCAACCCCGUUUUGCCCAAAGAAUGUUCAGCUGAAGCAAAAAUAAGUCCAGAGAGAUUAGAGAGGUGGAUGUGACUGGAGUGUGUGUCUGUUUGACUUCACUGGUGGGAGGCCAGUUACCCACCUCCCUUAACCCCGCGCCAAUCUUAGCUGAAGUGAUGAGCAGCAGACCCACACCUAGACUCCUCACUCUCCUAAAGGCCUAUAGAUUAUGUCCAGACCUGAAUACUUCCUGUGUUCCUGACAGAUGCUCAAAGACUGGGUGCUGCACUGUGGGGCGUGGGGCAGGGGUAGAGGUGGAGGAGUGUGGAAGUGCUGUCCAGCAGGAAUUCAGGUGUUGAUGGUCUGAUUGAUGCAUGUAAAUCCGUCAUUCUUUGAACAAAAAGCUUUUUUUUUUUAAUUAAAAAUGAACUAUACUGUUAAUGUAAGAGAUGUGAAUGUGAUCUCUAUCCUGUAAAUACCUGUCACAGAUUAAAGAUUUUAAAUGUGUAAAUACAGGUGUAUAAACAUUCAGAUCAGUCUGCAAUGCAGAGAAAUUAUCUAUCUGUAAUCUCAGUACCUGGAAUAAAUACUGUGCUGUUUCUCGAUA